Molecule: messenger RNA, 1073 nt
Organism: Nymphaea colorata (pocket water lily)
Lineage: Eukaryota; Viridiplantae; Streptophyta; Magnoliopsida; Nymphaeales; Nymphaeaceae
Product: 16.9 kDa class I heat shock protein 2-like
Exons: 1
Coding region: 479-949 (156 amino acids)
Biological process (GO): response to heat; response to hydrogen peroxide; protein complex oligomerization
Source: RefSeq, a predicted model, not a curated record
UAUAAGGUAAAAAACGGAUCUAUAGGUCUGAGCAUGAACCAUAAACAUAAUGAAAAAAAAAAAUCCAAAAGAUUAUGUUUCUCUUACAAGUCAGAAGGUUCAAUUUUGGUUAUUUCAAUCAAUAUGACAGCAUCAUAGUCAUAUCGCGCUCGAGGCAACGAGCUGUGGGGCCCAGAGAGUCUCGAGAGCCCUCGAGACAUCCGGACGAACAGAAAAUCGUCAACGCUUCUGCAACUCUCCCGCUUCUUCUUCGUCUUCCUUCCUGCUUCUUCUCUCCAAGACUCUUCUACAUCUCUUUCUCUCUCACGUUGCCUGUCUAUAAAUACAUCUUUAGGCUUCUCGCUUUUCGUCAGAAACAAGCUUGGCAACUCGAUACCUCUCACCACUUCACGAUUCACGUGCUUUUCCUAUUCUUGGGAGCCAUCGUCUUCUUUUCUUACUCCUCCAAGAAAGAGGGCAAGCAAAAUCUUGCAGCGAAAUGGCUCUGAUUUCAUCCAUCUUCAGUCGACGAUCCAAUCCCUUCUCCAUGGAAAUCUGGGAUCCCUUCGAUGGUAUCUUCCACAGCUCUGUUUCCUCCCCUUCUCUGCGAGCUUUCGUAAGCGACGCCUCCGCUUUCGCCAACACUCAGAUCGACUGGAAGGAGACGCCAGAAGCCCACGUCUUCAAGGCCGACCUCCCUGGACUCGAGAAGAAUGAGGUGACGGUGGAGCUCGAAGAAGGAAAUGUGCUCAAGAUAAGCGGGAAUAGAAGCAGAGAGAGUGAUGAGAAGAGCGGAAAGUGGCACCGAGUGGAGAGGAGCAGCGGUAAGUUCCUCCGGCGAUUCAAGCUGCCGGAGAAUGCGAUGGUUGAUCAGGUGAAGGCUGCCAUGGAGGACGGAGUCCUUACAGUGACUGUGCCUAAAGCACCUGAACCAAAACCGGAGAUCAAGUCCAUCGAGAUCGCCGGUUGAUCAUCAUUCGCCAUUAAUUAUGUAAUCGAAAACAUAAUCUUUUGAGGGAUUUCUCCCUUUGUAUUCCGCAGUCCUAAUCAUAAAAAAUGAUGUAUAAAUAUCGUAUGAUCUCUGUGUGAUCCCG